AUGAGUGGCCGUUUACUGGAUUUGUUCAAGCCAUUCGAGGCGUUUUUGCCCGAAGUUAUCUCUCCAGAGAGAAAAGUACCAUACAACCAGAAAUUGAUCUGGACAGGUGUUUCGCUUCUCAUAUUUCUAGUUUUGGGGCAGAUUCCGCUGUAUGGGAUUGUUUCUAGUGAAACGUCGGAUCCUUUGUAUUGGCUACGUGCUAUGUUGGCCUCCAACCGAGGUACGCUUAUGGAACUCGGAGUUACUCCAAUUAUCACCUCAUCCAUGAUAUUCCAGUUCUUGCAAGGCACACAGGGGAUCCACGUCGACAUGGAAAACAAGCAUGAUCGCGAAUUGUUUCAGAUUGCUCAGAAAGUGUGUGCCAUUUUGCUCACUUUCGGUCAGGCCGUCGUUGUUGUUCUAUCGGGCAACUACGGUAGACCUUCAGACAUUGGAAUUGCCAUUUCGCUGCUCUUGAUCUUUCAGCUGAUGUUUGCAUCUUUCAUUGUGCUUUUGCUCGACGAACUACUUGCCAAGGGCUACGGUCUAGGAUCUGGUAUUUCUCUCUUUACCGCCACCAAUAUUGCUGAACAAAUAUUCUGGAAAGCCUUCGCUCCAACCACUGUUAACUCAGGCCGUGGCGAUGAAUUCGAAGGAGCGGUUAUUGCUUUGUUCCACCUUUUAGCUGUUAGAAAGGACAAAAAGAGAGCUUUGGUUGAGGCAUUCUACAGAGAAAACUUGCCCAACAUGUUCCAGGUUUUUUCCACAGUAGCGGUGUUUUUGUUUGUGCUUUAUUUGCAAGGCUUCCGUUACGAACUGCCCGUCAGAUCUACAAGAACAAGAGGUCAAGUUGGUGUUUACCCAAUCAAGUUGUUUUACACCUCAAACACACCUAUCAUGUUACAAAGUGCUUUAACUUCCAAUGUCUUCUUGAUUUCUCAAAUCAUGUACCAAAAAUUCCCAUCUAACCCAGUAGUGCGUCUGAUUGGUGUGUGGGGUGCUAGACCAGGCUCUCCAAUGGGUCAACAAGUCGCCUUGAGUGGAUUGUCUUACUACAUUCAGCCCCCAUUCUCGGUCACAGAUGCCAUCUUGGAUCCAAUCAAGACUGUUAUCUACGUUGCAUUUGUUUUGGGAGCUUGCGCUAUGUUCUCCAAGACCUGGACUGAGAUUUCUGGGACCUCUCCUCGUGACGUAGCCAAGCAGUUCAAAGACCAAGGCCUCGUCAUCAAUGGUAAGAGAGAGUCCUCUGUCUACAAAGAGUUGAAGAAAAUCAUUCCAACUGCUGCUGCUUUCGGUGGUGCCACCAUUGGCGCUUUGUCAGUGGGAUCAGACCUUUUGGGAACGUUGGGAUCGGGAACCUCAAUUUUGAUGGCCACCACAACCAUUUACGGUUAUUAUGAAACCGCCGCCAAGGAAGGAGGCUUUUCCAAAAACUUGGUGGCUGGCUUCUCUGAGUUGAUGUAA
Messenger RNA from Lachancea nothofagi CBS 11611, 1443 nucleotides. The record is from the annotation of a GenBank genome assembly. Lineage: Eukaryota; Fungi; Ascomycota; Saccharomycetes; Saccharomycetales; Saccharomycetaceae.